Messenger RNA from Closterium sp. NIES-67, 1690 nucleotides. The record is from the annotation of a GenBank genome assembly. Lineage: Eukaryota; Viridiplantae; Streptophyta; Zygnematophyceae; Desmidiales; Closteriaceae.
AUGCCAACUGGGUGAAGAACAGGAUGGGCAGCAAGGGGCUUGGAGGCAAGAGCCCAUACUCCUUAUGGACAGGGAAGGUGCCGAAUGUUUCCAUGGCACGAGUGUGGGGGUGCAUGGCUCAGUAUAAGGUACCUGACCAGCAAAGGAGGAAGCUAGAUCCUAAGGCACAGUGGGGGAUUUUCCUUGGGGUUUCUAAGAGGAGCAAGGCUUGGGUGCUAUGGAGUGUAGCUGACCAGCGUGUGAUGGAGAGCCGUGAUGUGAUUUUCCAUGAGGGGCUGAAUUAUAAGGGGUGGAAGGAGCGUGGUGCAAGCCAUAGUGGGACUUCCAUUCAAGACCCUCAUACGGCCUCUAUCUUUGAGGGGGCAUGGGAGGACCCUGGAGAUGAAGGGGAGGAGCAGCACGAGGAGCCAGAACCAGCUGAUUCUAACCAUGAGGAGUCCCGAGAGACAGAUUCUACCCCUCAGCCAGCCACGCAGGCCGAUGCGCAUGAUGAUCAGCCGGAGCAGCAUGUGCCUUCAACUCCAUCGAGAAGCAGUUGGCAGCAGUUGUUGGACCAGCAGCUGUCCAAGACUCCAAGGACUCCAAUGAAGAGGGUGACUUGGGAGGAGAAGCUGCGGAGGCUGGAAGAAGGAGAGGCAACACCUCUGCGACGCAGUGCUCGAAUUUCCCAGCCACCUGAAAGGUUUACCCCGGGGCACAUUGCACGCAUGCAUGAUCAUCUUGUGUCUGAUUUGGAUGAUUGCAUGCUUGUGGACAUGCAUGGACAUGAGUAUGCUCUUGAUGUGUGUCUAAUGGGUCAGGCCAACCCCGUGCGUACUCCUCUCCCGACAGGCUUUGAUGUGCAUGCCUAUGAGGAUGAACCUUUGCUGCGAGAUGAGCUGGUCAAGCUCUACCAAAGCAUUGUGGGAUCCCUCAUGUAUGCUUGUACUACCACACAGCCACAGAUUGCAUUCGCAGUCUCACAGCUAUCUAAGGUCGCCUCUUGUCCUAAAAUGUUCCACUUGCAGGCCGCUAAGAGAGUGCUGAGGUACCUGAAAGGUGGUGUCAAGUCAGGUAUCUUCUUCCAAACACAGCCCCAAUAUCAGGUCCAGCUGGUUGGCUUCAGUGAUGCCGACUAUGCUGGAGAUUCCGCAAGUCGCAAGAGCCAUAGUGGGUAUGUGUUCUGCCUGAAUGGGGCAGCUAUCUCUUGGCAGAGCAAGAGGCAGCCCGUGGUGGCACUCUCUACCACUGAGAGUGAGUACAUAAGUCUGUGUCAUUGCAUUCAGGAGGGUGUGUGGCUGAGGCGUUUGUUUGGGGAGUUUGGCCAUGCUCAUGCUGGUGGUGUGCCUGUGUUUGUGGACAAUCAGUCUGCCAUUGCCCUUGCACAGAAUGCAUGCUUGCAUGGCCGCACCAAACACAUGCAGGUCCGGUGGCAUUUCAUUCGGGAGAUGGUGGCUGCGGGAGAGGUGAUUUUGCAGUGGUGCCCCACCAACCGUCAGGCUGCUGAUAUCCUUACCAAGUCUCUUCCAUUUGAGCGCCAUGGUGUGUGCAUGACCUUGCUCGGGAUGCAGCCCCAUGAUGACAGGGUUCCCGCAGCAGAUGCCGGCGUCUUGGUGCUCCUCUCCUUGGCGGACUCCAUGCUCUGGGUGGCCCCAACCCAUGGGCAAGGGGGAGUGGUGUGAAGUCUUUUGCCCUAUGGUGUUGAGCCACA